CUUUAGAAAGACUUUAUCGUUUCGUUGUGAACUACCUUUAAACCCGUCGAUCUUAUAAAUCUAUAUUAUCACCCAGUGUGUAUGUAAUGUAAUGUAAUGUGAUAGGAUUCUUACUUAGCGUUUAAAACUAGGUUAUAUUUACAACUCAUUAUUUGUUUUGUGACAAAUCAAAUAUACGUAGGUACUUUACCUAUAUACAUGCUACUGCGCCGCAUUCAUUGCACCAGUGUGUACGAACUUUAAAACUUGUUUUUUGAAAAUUACCUGUACGGAAUAUUCGCAGAAGUUCAUACCGAAAGUGAAACUACACACACCCUCAUUAACCACAUAUCUAGCCAGCCAGCCAGCCACACAGCCAUUAAGAGAAAUGACAACAGAUAAUUCUGGGGUAAUCCUUUUCGACUCCCGUACCAAAGCGGUGAUGGCAGAAGUCCCGCAGUCUCAGGAAAACAUCAAAGAAAAGGUAAAUGCUGUUCGUGAGGUCGUCCUGGGGAAAAGUAACAACGAAAUCAUACUUGUAUUGCAGUACUAUGAUUACAAUGUUGAAAAAGCCAUACAGGCAUAUCUCGAAGAUGGUGCUAAGUCAGCCUUGACAGAAUGGCGUUUCUCUGGUCCCAAGGUUGCCAAUAAAAAGAAGAAAAACAAGAAGAAGUUGGGAAAGACGGGGAAUGGAGAUGACAUGUCCCCCACCCAGAACGGCGACGUUUCAGAUCACAUAGGAGAAGCUUUAGCCAAUGGGGUUCUCGAAAAUGGCACAUGUGCAAUCAAAUUAGGAAUAGAAGCAGAGACAACAGGCGGAGGAGGGGGCGAACAUAUUACAGGUCCAGAUCUCCCGGCCUCCGCUAGUACAGUUAACGGAGCAGUACCCUCCACAGUUCCGUCACAUGACCAGGGGGCGGGGGCUUCAGAAGUCACGCCCCAGUCACAUGACCAGGGAGCAGAGUCUUCACAAGCGUCUCAAUCUCUACCACAGAGACAACCUCAUCAAAAUCACCACAAGCAGCGCUUACAUUCAGGAUCUCAUUCAAGUUCCAACAGACAAAGGUCAGCUAGUGAGAGAAGUACUUCAUCCAACCCUUCAUCUGAUAGCAGACCAGUCAAGCGUAAAGUCCAUGGAGGAAUGGAGAAGUCAAUGAAGGACCUACACAGACAGACGGUGUCACUAGAACGGCUGAGGUUGGUAAUGAACGAGGAGGUGGAGAAGAACUUUAAGAGGAUCAAGUCUGUGUUUGAGGAAGUCAGGACAUGUCUCAACAAGAGGGAGGCUGACCUACUGGUGGAGAUGGAAAAAGUGAAGGCUGUAGCUAAUAAUACAUUUGCAUCCCGUCAAAAAACGGGAGCAGACCUGAAAGUGAUGGUAGAUCGGUCGGAGACGAUGAGUGAAGAGGAGCUCGCCAAACUUCGUACAGAUAUUAAACACUUCAUUGGUGAUAGGAAAAUUGAUGAAGAACUGAGUCGGACAACCCGUUUCCUGUACGAUUCAGAUUUUCUAAAGCUGGAAGUUGGACGUUUCGGUGAAGUUGUUCCAGCGAAGACUGCAUACUCCUCACAUCCGGCGUAUGUAGUGGUGAAUAAACCAACGGUGGAGCCCGCUCGUGUGGAGCCUCCCAGGGUAGAGCCAGUAGAACCACACCCAGUAGUGAAUCAAGUGUCAAAGGAUGAAGAGACGUUAACCUCUGAACAAGCACAUGACAUGGCCGAGUUACAAAAAAGAUUGAAGGGGUCGUUAAAACUACAGGGCCUGGACAGUACAAAUACAAACGAGAGUAGCAGGCCAGCCACAGCUCCUGCCUCUGAGCAGCCUUCUCAGUCUGGGCAAGCAUCCUCGACUCGUGGUGCAUAUGACCAACGCAGAGGCCGUCGGCAACGACCUCGACGUGAUGGACCAAGGGGUGGCUAUAGUGGGGAAGGUGGCUCUCGAGGGGGUUAUGAUGGACCAAGAGGUGGCUAUGGUGGGGACGGAGGCUCUCGAGGGGGUUACAAUAAUGAUGGAGGCUCCAGAGAGGGGUACAAUAACGAUGGAGGCUUUAGAGGAGGGUAUAACAGAGACGGAGGUCGUCGACAAAAUGAAUACUACAACAGUAGCAAGACUCCACAAGGACCUGACAACACUGUCCAUAUCGGUCGUCAGUCACAGUCCGGAGGGCGUGGCAGUAGAGGCAGUCCAAGGGGGCGUGGUUCAGGAAGACCCAGGAGUCCUAGGAAAGAUGGUCCCGGGGGACCCAGGAACUCCCCUGGAAGUCAGGGCGAUGGUGCACAGAGAGGCAGCAAUCGACCCGAGUCUAGUACAAAAUCUCCUACGCAAAACAAACUGGAGUCAGCUGUGGUGUAGUCGGACAGGACAUGUGCAGUGAUAGCAGUAUUCAGGCACUGGGGUUUUGGGGCCAGUGUGUUCAAUGGAUGUUAGGUGGGUGAAUAUCUUCAAUCUUAAUGAAUAUUCUUUGUUACAUUCACUUUUUGAAUAACUAUAUUUCUUCUAUAAAAAGAAUAUUGUAAUUAUCUUUGAGCAAAUUAUAUUUGCAUGUGUGGAUGAAUAUUUCUUAACAAAAAGUGAUGAAUUUCUUCAUGUAGAAUUGAUAACAAUUAUUCCAUUUAAUACUUGAAUUGGAUGUUCAUGGUACAUUGUAUAAGUUUUCAUCAACAUUUAAUGUUAAUUUUUUUUCUCAUGAAAACUGGAUGAAUGUUUUUGAAACAUUCCACUAAUUUUUAUUUUUUUUAUAUAUAAUGUUCCUCAGAACAUUGAUACACUGUUAACCUAGAUGGAAUGUGUGACUAGUUUUGAUUGAAUAUAUUUAAUUAUCGUCAAAUGGAUGGAAGCUUUAUCGGCCUAACAUUUUAUCAUUGUCAUUUGGAUGGAAGCCAUGCCACCCUAUUCAUUUUCCAAGAGUACGUAUGUUUUGUGUAGGCAAAAUAAGUUGAUAGAAUCACUUAAUAUCGAUGUUGAUUUAUUCAUGUGAUUAUUAUACAAAAUUUAUAUAUUUUAUUUGUCCAUAAAAAUGAAAAAAAUAUAUUUUUGCUGAAAGUCAUUAACAGUUUUUUUGGGAUUUAAGGAGUUGGUAUUAGCUGUUAAUUGUUUGAUGACUAUUUUUUGUCCAUUUCAUCAUCUGUAUUUUCAUCACAUGUUUCAUGGAUAAGUUGUGUUUGUCGGUUUAUGUAUUAAGGACUUAGACUUUUGUUCACAGUGACACAUGGUUGAAGUAUGGUAGAAAGUCACAACGUUUGUUUUGGUUUUAUGUCUCAGUUGUUUUUCCUCGAAUACAAUUUGUCAUGAAUGUAUCUCACACUGAAUUGAAUUGAUUGAAGCCAGAAAAAACUUACAGGUAAACUAUUUCUUAAGAAAUAGCUUAAUAUGAAAUAGAUAUUAAUAUAAAUAUGUCGUAGAAGAAAUUUUGCUCAUUGAGGAAGAAAAAAAUACAUUCAUUUUUAUAAUGACAUUAUUUUUUUCUCUCUGCCAAACAGCUUGAUAUUAAACAACUUUAUAAAGAUUUUAAAUCCAGACUUUUCUUUUUUUCUUGGCGACUUUUGAGUCUUGAAAUUAUGAAAUGUAAUUGUUGCUGUUAUGGUGAACAUUGUUUUUUUCUACCGAUUCAGUGCAAUGUCUGACAGCAUCGAACCCCUGUAGACAUAGAAGUCUUGGUAAUCUUUAAUGUAUGGAGGAGUGUAUUACCGUGAGGUAACGGGCUGAAGCAUUCAUUAUGUUUACUAUGGUUACCAUAGAACACUCACAUCUCAUGUGUUGUGCAAGAAAUAGUUUCACAAGUAACAUGUGCAAGAUAAGCAAGCACACUUUAAUGUUAAAGAUGGCGUGGGACUGAAAUUUUCGUACAUACAUUUCUGUACGUUUUUGUAAUUUGUUACCUAUGAUUGUUUUCAUUGUAAAUGUUAAAAAUUGAAAACAUGUCUCUUUUAUAUCUCACUUCUAUGAAAUGAUGUUGUGUAAUUGUUUACAUUUCAAGAUGAAGUUUAGCUGAAGUGCUAAUGUUUGUUAGGAUAGAAAAAAUAAUUAAUCUCCUACUACAAUAGAACCAGAAAACUUUGUAGAAUUUAUUUAUUUCCCAACUAUAAGUUCACAUGUUACAGGUUUAAGUUGUGCAAUACAGAAGUUGUAUUUCAUGGUCUGAAAAUUGCUUGUAUUACUAUAACAAGAUUCAACAGGUGUGUGAUAAAAGUAGAAAACAGGCUGUCAUAGUUGGAAUUAUGUUAUUUUGAGAAUAAGAGUUGUAUCCCUUGGACCAUUGUGAGCUUGGAUCCACAGAUGACACGUAAAAACUAAAUCAAGUUGAAUUUACAAUAUCAUCGACUUUGGUCUAGGCUUACUUUGUAUACGGGUUAAUUACUAAAAGUUUGUCUCUCUUCUUAUCAAAUUUCACUUACUACACCUGGUUUCAUUUUACCUGCAGAACAAGUGGCGUAGUUGUGCUGUGUUUAAAUUACUAGGAAUACUUUUUACAGUGGAAUUAACUUUCACAUGUUUAUUAUUGCAAUAUUAUGGCUUCCCUGAAUGACUACCUCUGAGAUCUCUGUCUGCAGAAACACAAUCAUGUUGGUGCAAUCUGCUGUCCGGUAAUUGUCUACCGAUACAAUAAUUGUUUAUGCAAAGUCUAUGCAGUAAGCUCUAUUUACGCACAUGUACUGAAGGGCUCGGAGAAAACAUUGAAGUUUAUAUCUGUUUAACAUUACAUGACGAAAGAGUUUCCCACUCUGAAUCUUAUAAAAUAUAUUUUAUAAAAGAAAACAUUUUCUUAGCAGAUUGAAAGGUUCACAAGACUAUUGAAAUUGUUUCUUUUGGAUAUUUCACAAUUAUUAGAUGUUUUGCAAAUUAUAUAUAUAUAUAUCUAUAAAAAAUGUAUUUAAAAAAGAUAGCCACAAAUCUCAAACACAGUGCAGACCAUUAACUCUGAUGUGUCACUUGGAAGUGCUAAAUGCAAUGCAGUGAUUAUUCUGGUCUGAAUGUAACCUUAACAAGAAAAACAUUUUGUUCUUUUGAAAAAAGAAACCAAACCACUUUUUGAAUAAAAUUUAAAACUUUUAAAAGUGUCAACUUGCAUUCAACUUAAGAAAUCAAAUUCUGAUGUUACUUGCAUGCUUCCACCUUUUUUUACUAAGCAUUGUCAUUAAUGACACUUAAUCAACUGCUAUAUCAUUACUAUACAGCAAUAUGAUUUGUAAAAUAAAAGCAAGAAAAGACUAUAUUUUAACCUGCGUAAUCCUACAUGCAAUAUGCUAGAUAUAUUGCAAUAAAGCAUGAUAUUAAGAGACGGAAUGUCAAAAAAAGUAAAUGCACUAUACAAUGUAUUGAGAAAUGGGUGUUUUAGAAAACCAUGAUAUUACCAAAUGUGAUAUAUAAAAUAGCAUAUACCAUUUAUUCACACAUUAUCUCUAUGAAAGCAAUAUUUUGGAUUUUAAAAAAACAUUGGUUAAAAAAUGAAUCUCUGAUUCCCCCAAGUUUAAAAUGACCCUUAUCAAACAAAAAUUAACUGCAGAAUUCAUUUUUUUUGGGUUGAUUUUUAGUUUAUGGAAAGGUUUUAUUUAUUUCUUAAUAGUAAAACAAAUAUCAUGAUGAUUUGGGGGAAUAUGUUUUUUUUUAUUAAAUUGUAGUUGUUUGAAUUGAUAGCGUCCUACAGCUUGUUUGGGGUACAUUUAUACAAUGUAUUACUAGCAGUAGUGAUAAAUGUGAUCCGUGGCCUGAUGAAUAUUGCAAUUUGUUUUGAUUUGAAAAAAAAGUAUCGUUGGAGAGGCCGUUCUGUUUCACAAUUACAGGUAAUUCAAUUUUAUUUAAAGACACCUAAGGAAAAACUAACGUGAACUGCAGUUUUCAAUUGUUGUUUAAUUUGUAUUUUUGGUGAUAUUUGCAUGAAGAAAAUAGCUUCAUGAUUUGUAUGAAGAAUUGUUAUUGAAAUAGUGUUCAAAUUUUUAACAACUGUAUAAUGAAAUGUGAACUAACAAAUAUUAUCAAAGAUCAAGUAUUACUGCAUCCGUAGUUAACAAUAUUUAUAAAUAUAUAUUUUAAUGCAUAUGACAGAGUUGUUGAAUGGAUUAACUAUUUAUUAUACAAGUUAAGGAUGGCAAUUAAUUCAUGUAUCUGAAAUAUUGUUUCUGAUGGAAGACUAAAAUAAUUUACUAGUAGAAUCUAGAUAAAGAAACAAAUCCAGUAUAAGAUGAUUGGAAUGAGAUUUCUGUUACAUUUUUUUUUUCAUAUUUUUAACCAGUGGUAAGCCCAAACAAACUAUUUAGAUGUAUCAUAAUGGGGAAUGGGCUUGUUCCUAAACUCAUAUCCAGUCAGUUAUGUAGAAAGAAGUUACCUAGGAGUUUAUAAACAUACCCUUAUUGGACCUGUGGUCUUUCAAUUGUUACUUCAAAUAUCCCUGCUGAAUUCAUGGAUGUUAUUGUUUGCUGUAAUCUUCAAUGAUAUUUCUGUUAUUCUUUGAUGAAUCCAACAGCCAAUCUGGAAGUUAAUUAAUGUGUAGUAUUUAUUUGGAUACUGUGACAACAUCAAUGUCGCAUCGGAGAUGGACUGUGAAUCAAAGCUACUUAAUUUGAAAGCAUAUUAAGCAUUGGGUGAAUUUUAUGUUUACACAGUUGGUCCUAAAUUUAGUUUUAACAAACAUCAUGUGUAUCACUCUAUUAUCAUCUAACAGAAGAAAUCAGAAAAGACAAAAGAUUGUUAGAGAGAGAGAAAACCCAAUUAGAAACUAUAAACUAUGCAAUUGAUUUAAACUUGUGACUACAAAAAAUAUCAUCUUUGCAAAUGUUCUUGUUGAAGGAAAUCAUAUUUCGUUAUUUAAAAAGAACUUUUUAGUUUGCCUGGUUUUGUUUCCUGUAUAAAACAGUUAGAAUUUAUUUUUUCACUUUUAAUCAAAUUGAUCACAAAAUGUUAUCUUAUCUAAGUAUGUGUGUUUAUUUAUGGGUAAGAAUGAAUAUUCAUUUCAACGCAAAUCUAGUCCAUUUCAUGUGCAUUUUUAAGAAGUUACUGCACAAAUCAAUUGUUAUUUUGUAUGAUAUAUAUAUAUACUAUUGCAUGUGGAUAUUUCUAUAUAUAUGUUGCUUACUAUUUUUUCCUUGGCGUUUAACAAUGAAAAACUCCUAGUCCUCAGAUAUACAGCCAUGCAUUGCUUUGCUUGAUACACAUUACAAAUUAAAUGAUGUUCAAAAAAUGCAAAAUUUAUUAUGAAGAAAAAGUGAAAAACUUGAAAAUCAAUUUUUAUAUGAAAAAAUCUCCCUAUGAAAGCAUCUUAAAAACAAUCCUCAUCUAAAUUCUUUUUCUUAAAUAGCAUAUAUAUUGGAAUUUCAGUACAGAAUAAGGGAAAUGAUUUGUUCCAGAAGACUAAAUUUCAAUUACACAACAUUUGGUAGUGUAAGAAUUUUUUCCCCCUAAAAUUGUAAAGGAAAACGAUUUUCUAAAAGAAAAGUUGCGUUCAGGGAAUCUGCAAAAAAGUAUUUUGUUUCGAUUAUAGAACUGAAUGAAAUAAACGUUUCUAGUGUUAGCAUAGCACCAUUCAUAAAUUAUGUAUUUGGUAUCUAAAUUUUCAAUUGACGAUGUUUAGAAUUUGCUAUGCAAGACAAUUUGAGGUUGUAUCUGAUAAGUAAAAUUGUAGGUAUACUUGAAAAUGAAUGAGAAACGUAUGGAGUAUAUGGACCGGGUAUAUAGAAGGUAAUCACAGAUACUUAAUUAACAUGCAUGCUGUCAAUACUGGUGUCACGGUUUUCGUUGUUAUUAUAGCUGAUGUUCUCUGUUUAUAUUUACCCCAUCAAUAAAUACAAUUUGUAAGCUAUGAAGACCAAAAUGAAUGAAUCGUUAGGCUUACUUUGUAAUAUUUUGUUUUGUUAGACUUAUAGAGGCAUCAUUACUACUGAUGUAAUUUAUUCAAUUUUGUGUCCGAUGUUUGUAUGUGCUAUGAUAACCUUGGUUGUUGGUUUUCUUUCAAUAUCGAAUGCAUAUGUUGGUACUUUUGAGGGAGGAAGAUGGCUUAAGAUAUAUUUGUGACAACAAUGGAAUCUCGUUAAUAAUUAAAAAAUUCACAAAAGUAAGUGUCUAUGAAAUAGCACUUUAAAGACAUUUGUAUCUUUCUCGAAAAAACCUGUCUAGAUUGACGAGAUUCCAAUGUUAAAAAGUGUCCUAAAAUUACUUACAGUGUGUUUGCUUACAAAGGCUAGGACAAAAUUAUCUAGAAAAAUUAACAAAAAAUACGAGUUGAUAUCAGAGGAUCAUCUUGCCACCUUACUUAAGUUACAAGACUUCUACUUAGCUGAAUUUUGAUGUCUAAUAUGUAAUUUAUAUACUCAUUGAUAUUUUUUAUCAUAAACCAUUUUUAGAAUAUCAUAUACAUAAGAGGGCGCCUAUGCAUUAAAGAGCUGUGAUUUUCAUUAAAAUUACAUCAUAAAGCUAAGUUAUGUUAUGUAUAUAUUGGUACAAGGCUGUUUCUUUUGCAUCAAAGCCAAGUCUUUUUGUAAAUAAUGAUAUUGUAUGAUGACAAAUAGAGGACAAUGAUUUAUAGAUCAGCUCUCUUAAGAUUUCUAUUACGUUUGUAGGUCAUUGGUUUUUAGGUAAACAUUAAUUCUGAGAUUAUGCCGAAGAAUUUCUAGUAAAUCUUUCAAGAAUUUACUUUUAACUUCUUCAAGUUAAUAGACGUAUGAUUAAGAUGUGAUGUCUAAUUACCUAUUAAGAUGAUUAUGGAAACUUCUACAGUAUUACAGACAAGUAUUUUUUUUUUCAAUCUGAAGAUGAAUGUCUGCUAUUUGAUGUCUGUUUAUAUGUUCAAAUGAUGAAAUAAGUUCGGUUUCAUGUUGGCACCGAACAUCUUUAACAACAUCGCCCACUACAGGAAUGUUUUUGAGCCAGAAAUCUCGUGAAUAACAUCAUUGGGAUGUUAAUGAUCGCUUUGAAGUAUGCACUCAUAAUACCGAAAUUUCGGAAGACAGUUGCUAUUCUCGAAAGCAAAUAGUUGAUAAUCAUUUUGUACCUGGCUUCGAUGCAAAGUAAAAGAGUUUGGUUCAACGUUUGAAACCACGUCUUCAUAAUUAUAUAGCAUGUGCUUUCAGGUGUUGGCUGCUCCUAUUAGGCUGUUCAGCACAUCUGAGUCACAACGAUAAAGGCAAUUUAUCUAUUGCGUGUAUUAUACAGUACAAAUAUCUUGACGUUUACGAAACCAGUGCCAAUUCUGUACCCGAAACUUGUAAAUGUUUAGAAGUAGGUCAAGUGCUAUGCUAGUUGUUCGUUAUGUUUACAUGGUGUUGCAAAUUUAGUUAUUUAUAUUCUUUGUUAAUCAUCAACAUUGUAUGCUCAAUACUUGCUUUGUCGUCAGGAUUCUUUUAAGUGAAAACAGUAUUUUGGAAAUUCAGAUUUUAGGAAAGAUUUUUUUUGGUCUGUUCAGAUUAUUUGUUGAAAUAUAAUGUAUGUUGGCGGACCAUGGCUAUUGACAAUGGGUAGUAUGAAGAUACUAACAACGUGAUCAUCAAAUUUGUUCACUUCGUGAAUCUUUUUGCAGGAAUAGAUUUGAUUUUUUGGAAAUUAGUAGAAAUGUGAUUUAAUGAUGAGCUAGAGCGUCAAGUUUGCUUUGUACAACGAAGAUCUUAGUUUACUGGGUUUCCGUGAAGAAAUACUUCCUCUAUACAAAAAGUCUAAAAAUCACCAUUGUUUCAUUUAUUGAUAUUGCUAUAAUUGAAGUUAUUUCCUCCACUCCUUUUGUAGUUACACACGAGUGUUGGGAUAUUAUCAUCCAUGUAACUUGUAUUUCUGUGGUAUCUGGGUGAAAUUAAUCAUUAGCAACUUACCCCUUCUCGAAGAUGACGACCUGUUUUGUUCCCACUCACAGCUUUGGUAGUUUAACAAUAUGUAGGUAGGUCUUGGGUACUGUAAAACAAUAAUAAACAAACAAUUGUGAUUUA
Messenger RNA from Mizuhopecten yessoensis (Yesso scallop), 9885 nucleotides. RefSeq names its product spermatogenesis-associated serine-rich protein 2-like. The coding region runs from base 368 to 2332 and encodes 654 amino acids. NCBI's taxonomy places the organism in Eukaryota, Metazoa, Mollusca, Bivalvia, Pectinida, Pectinidae. Gene Ontology annotation, cellular component: cytoplasm. The record is from RefSeq and is a predicted model, not a curated record. Gene Ontology annotation, molecular function: protein binding. The transcript has 16 exons.